UACGUUAUAUUACGUAGUACGUUGCUUAUUUAUUCUAAUUUCUGGUCGAUGACAAUUUGUCUUGUGCUUGGUUUGGAAAAAGGUUUGGAAUUAAAUUAUAUUUUAAAUCGAACAGACAAUCAAUUUAGACCAAAAACUGAAAGUGCAGCAUGGUGUCUAGCGAAGAAGAACCAGAUGUGAAAACCGCGGAUACGAUAGAAUGGGAUGUCGAUAUGGAGAUCCAAUUAUUUUACGCGAUGGCGAACCACAAGCCGGUCGGUAUAAACAAACACUUUCAAAUGGCUUGCAUUUGGGAGAAGCUGUCCAAUUCUAUAACUAAGGAGAUAUCCACACACGAUAUAUGGAGACAUCUGGACACCUUGUAUGAUAUGACUAUGCUGGAUGAUACUGAGCCAAUACCAUUCCCGAAUCAUGAGACCGCUUUUAGUUUGCCGGAAAACGAUUUUGGUGCGCUGAUGAAACAGAAAUGCAAAGAUGUUAUCCUUGGAGACGAUAGUGAAGAUGGUAGAAGCCCAUCACCAAAAACAUCCAGUUCCAGAAGCAAUUCAAGAGGUACAACAUCAAAGGACAACUCCCUGAAAGGUCGCAAAGAUAGUAUAAGUGCCCUUGCUACAAAGACAAGAAAAGAAAGCGGAAGCUCACACGCUUCAACAGACACACCCAGUAUUAAAUCUGAAAAAGAAUAUGAUCGGAGGAGAGAUUCAAGAGACUCCAAUGCUUCAGGACCCAGAGACAAUUCAAGUGGCAGAAAAUCUAUAUCACAAAGGGACAAGCCUGCUAAAUCAAAAGUUAGUUCAGUUGCAGCCUGGGAUUCUCCACUAAUUGAUGACGACAGCAGCGCGCGGCGCGGGCGCCGGAGGGCGAACACGUCGACGCCGCCGGCGACCACCCCUGCGAAGCGCCGCCGCAUGUGACAUUCGCACACACACUCCUACCACCACUUUUUCUGACACACACAGCGCCCGUGGUGGGGAUGGGGUGACCGUAGCAGCGCGCGUCCUAGAAGGAACGCUGUCAACGUGUUUUCCUUCUGAACAUUGUAUUUUACAGACUGUUUCUGAAGUUAAGUGGAAGAUGAAGUAAAAAUGUGAUUCUCUGUGUAAAAUUAUUGUUUAAAAAUCUUAACUUGCACUCUGUUACUAACAUCUUCAUGUGAUAUAGAAACUUUACCGUAUUUUGUAGUAAACACUAAAAAUAUGUCAAGCUGUAAUAAAUUAUUCUCUAGCAGA
Messenger RNA from Maniola jurtina (meadow brown), 1229 nucleotides. RefSeq names its product MRG/MORF4L-binding protein (gene MrgBP). The record is from RefSeq and is a predicted model, not a curated record. Gene Ontology annotation, biological process: regulation of transcription by RNA polymerase II. Lineage: Eukaryota; Metazoa; Arthropoda; Insecta; Lepidoptera; Nymphalidae. The coding region runs from base 150 to 914 and encodes 254 amino acids. The transcript is spliced from 5 exons. Gene Ontology annotation, cellular component: nucleus; NuA4 histone acetyltransferase complex.